This is a messenger RNA of Suillus plorans, 585 nucleotides long. RefSeq lists its product as uncharacterized. The transcript has a single exon. The record is from RefSeq and is a predicted model, not a curated record. The coding region runs from base 302 to 520 and encodes 72 amino acids. Lineage: Eukaryota; Fungi; Basidiomycota; Agaricomycetes; Boletales; Suillaceae.
ACGCAAAAAACAUUGACAUAGUACUAAGUAGUCUACAUGUUGAGUAACUAAUCUAAUAACAUGGUUGCUCCCCCAAUUACCAUGCACGAGAGGUAUCAGGAGAGCAAUUGCGAUAACGAGGGGUUGACACAACCAGAAAUAGGAUAGUGGCAGUGAAGGAUGGCGAUCAUGAGCAUGGGUCGAAGAUGGUGGCGAGCGUGGGUACCAUAUACAAACAAUGAAUUUAUGAGACACCGAAACAAUAAAACACCAUGACGCACCUUUGCAGCUGAGAGAACCCCCCAUCUAGAGUCGAGUCUACAUGCGCUGCGUGUGCUCUCCUUUUCUCUCUCCUCUCCUCUUUCCCUCCUCCUCUCGUCCUUUAUUCAUCUUCAGCAUCUUGGUGUCGUCCGCGAGCGUUCGCGCCACACCAGCACUUGCUGGUGUGUGUUGGGUGUUUGCGCAUGGUGCUGGUGGCAUUGGAUGCGCUAAGCGGGAGGAUGCUGAAGGUAGCGAGAGGGCGCUGAACUUGUCAACUUGAUGGUGGGAGGGCUCCAGAGGUAGCGAGAGGGUGCCAAAGGAAGUGAGAGGGUACUGGAAGUUGGG